Etheostoma spectabile (orangethroat darter) is the source of this 2985-nucleotide messenger RNA. RefSeq names its product SWI/SNF-related matrix-associated actin-dependent regulator of chromatin subfamily A containing DEAD/H box 1A-like. The coding region runs from base 104 to 1795 and encodes 563 amino acids. Gene Ontology annotation, molecular function: ATP binding. The record is from RefSeq and is a predicted model, not a curated record. Lineage: Eukaryota; Metazoa; Chordata; Actinopteri; Perciformes; Percidae. The transcript has 15 exons.
ACCUCUACAGAUUGAUGUCUUCCAUAAGGAUAAUGGACUGUCGGAUGGCUUGCUGCUGGGCUGCAGAGUUGUCCUCAAAGAGCGGCAGGUUGUCCUGGGGCUGAUGUCCAAAUGCAAUACCAUUUCCUCAAAAAUGUUCAAACAGGUCACUCAGGUGAUGGAGAGGGGCACAGGGGCCAUGAAACAGCCCAGUGUACUCAACAGCCAGCACCAGCUGAAACCAUAUCAGCUGAUUGGUCUAAAGUGGCUGCUUCUUCUGCAUGAGCACAAACUGAGUGGGAUCCUUGCUGAUGAAAUGGGUUUGGGAAAAACUAUCCAGGCUAUAGCAUUUCUGGCCCAGCUGUACCAGAAUGGAAUAGACGGUCCUCACCUCAUCACUGUGCCGGCCUCUACAUUAGAUAACUGGGUCAGAGAGCUGAAGCUGUGGUGCCCAAGCCUCAAAGUGCUAGUCUAUUGUGGAUCUGUGGAGGACCGCCGCUACCUCAAACACGACCUCCUCAGUGGAGAGGAUGAGUGCAACGUCAUUGUGACAACAUAUAACAUGGCCAUAGGAAAUGCCAACGACCGCAGCCUUUUCCGUAAGCUGCGUCUAAAGUAUGCUGUGUUUGAUGAAGGUCACAUGCUGAAGAACAUGAACUCUCUGCGCUACCGCCACCUUAUGGAGAUUAACGCUGAGCAUCGCUUGCUUCUGACAGGAACUCCUUUACAGAACAACCUCUUAGAGCUGAUGUCUCUCCUGAACUUCAUCAUGCCUUCCAUGUUCUCCAGCUCCACUACACAGCUCUCCAAAAUGUUUUCUAUGAAAUCCCAUGAGGAGCAGAGCCGCUUUGAGAGGGAUCGUAUUUCUCAGGCCAAACUCAUCAUGAAACCGUUUAUCCUCCGAAGAGUGAAGAGCGAGGUUCUGAAGCAGCUGCCAGCCAAGGAAGAGAGGGUAGUGUCCUGCCCGAUGAGUGAGAAACAGCAGCUUCUCUACCAGACCCUCGUGAAUAAACUCAAGGCUUCUGCCAAUGGAGAAAAACAUGAGUUGUGUAAUGUGAUGAUGCAGUUGAGGAAGAUGGCCAACCACCCUCUGCUUCAUAGACAGUACUACACCACAGAAAAGCUCAAAGCCAUGAGCAGACUCAUGCUCAAGGAGCCAACUCACUUUGAUGCAGAUGCUGUUCUGAUCCAGGAGGACAUGGAAGUGAUGUCAGACUUUGAGCUGCAUCGUCUGUGCCAGCAGUACUCCUCUAUCAGCUCCUACCAGCUUGAAAACAAUCUCCUGCUUGACUCUGGGAAAUUCCUCCUCCUCACAGAGCUGCUGGCCUCACUUAAAACCCAGGGAGACAGAGUGGUUUUAUUCAGUCAGUUCACCAUGAUGCUGGACAUUGUGGAGGUGCUGCUGAAACAUCUUAAGCAUCGUUACGUCCGACUGGAUGGAUCCACACCCAUAGCCAACAGGAUUGUGUUGAUUGAUGAGUUCAACACGGAUCCUGACAUAUUUGUGUUCCUGUUGUCAACACGUGCUGGUGGCCUGGGAAUCAACCUCACCUCAGCUAAUGUUGUCAUCCUUCAUGACAUCGACUUCAAUCCCUACAAUGACAAACAGGCAGAGGACAGGUGUCACCGCGUAGGCCAGACCAAGACUGUACAGGUGAUUAAGCUGAUCAGCAAAGACAGCAUAGAUGACUGCAUGCUGCAGCUGGGCCAGAAGAAACUAAAGCUGGAGCAGGACAUGACUACUGCUGAGGGUGGUGAUGAGGGGACCAUACCUGAAGAUAUGGCAUCUUUGCUCAAAGCCUCACUAGGACUGUGAUACACACAUACAACUUAGGACUUACAAAUACAUUUUUGAUAGCAAUCUUGUGAUUCUGGGCAGACUUGAGUGUUUCAACAGAACACACACACACACACCUACACACACCUACUGAAACCAUAUGCUGCCAUGAAAAAAAAGUCUGAUUUACUGUGUAGCACGUUAGCUGUGCCUAAAACACUAUUUUUUACAUGCACACAGUUUUUGCUAUACUUUGAUUAUGACAUCAGUACAUAAAGGUUAAACAUGAAAAUGUUGCCUUUUUGAAAUUGUAACUUGCUAUCCAAGGUUACUUUUGUAGAAACUUGAAAGUUGUGUUUGAAAUUUCAGACCAUACCGCCAGUAAUGCAGCAUGUGGUGGAGUACCCCAAGGUGCUUGUUUAGACAAAUGUGUUACAUAAACCAUGCAGUCUUAUAUUGUUGACAUUCUGAUAAAGGGACUGGAUGUUGGUAAGGAAAAUAUGCCUACUGGUUAUUAACACUUCUGUGAAAUAUUAAAGUUCUAGUACGGAAAAUGUGCAAAGAGAUUUGAGAAUGGUAGAUUUUUUUUAUUAUUAUUACAUAAUAUCCUUCCUACCUGACAGUGUUGGAUCUUGCCUACUUUACAUGCUCUUACUUGCCAGCUCUUAAAAAAGAAACUCUUGUUGCUGCUGUAUUCCACAGUAACAGCAGCAGAUAUGACAACUUGACAGAAAAUGUUGUUAUUCACAUUGAUCGUUUGAUAUCAUUCCCGAUCGAACCUUUUUUUGAAAAUUGUGGUUGCAUUAGAAAGUAAGCCAAGUAUCUGGAAAAUUCUCUUAAGUGUAAUGUGUCGAGGUUUGUCGUAUACCCUGUACAUUUUAAGGCAAUUAUCUUGGCAAAUGCAGGAGAUACAUGGUUGUGUCGGUGUUGUCGGUGAAUUUAGUACUUUUUUUUUUUUUUUCUAGUUUGUAAAAUUAGAAAACCCAAAAUGUCAAAUGGAAUGUUAAAUAAGAACAAUUGUUGAGUUGGUUUCUUUGCUGUUUCUACUCCUUUUUAAAUAUCUUGAGUUAAGCGACAGAGACGAUGGUUUAAUGCAGCAGCUGCAUUCCUGUACUGUUUAAGUGGCUAAUGUGUUGUAAGUGUACAUGUGUAAGUGAAAAGCUUUUGCUAAGUCAUUUGUAUGUUUAUAAGGUUCCUGUUUGAACUAAACAAUAAAAGUUGGAAUAAAA